This is a messenger RNA of Fusarium tjaetaba, 1032 nucleotides long. RefSeq names its product ER lumen retaining receptor. The record is from RefSeq and is a predicted model, not a curated record. Gene Ontology annotation, biological process: protein retention in ER lumen; endoplasmic reticulum to Golgi vesicle-mediated transport. The transcript is spliced from 3 exons. Bases 1 to 1032 code for a protein of 343 amino acids. Gene Ontology annotation, molecular function: ER lumen protein retrieval receptor activity. NCBI's taxonomy places the organism in Eukaryota, Fungi, Ascomycota, Sordariomycetes, Hypocreales, Nectriaceae. Gene Ontology annotation, cellular component: membrane; endoplasmic reticulum; cis-Golgi network.
AUGGGCGCGUGGAACCUCUUCCGUGUCCUGGGCGACUUGUCCCACGCCCUCUCCAAAUGCAUCCUCAUCUUCGCUAUCCAUCGAAACAGGAGCGCUGAGGGCGUCUCCCUCAUCACGCAGAUCCUCUACGCCCUCGUCUUCUGCACACGUUACCUCGACCUCUUCAUCGAGACGGUACCAUGGAACAUCGUGUUCAAGAUCUUCUACAUCAUCUCGUCUAUCUACAUCCUUGCUAUUAUGCAAUGGAUCUACCCUCGAUCGCGUGAGCGUGAGAUCGCUUGGAAGAUUGGCGCCAUCAUCCUUGGUGGCUCAUUUGUCCUGUCUCCAUUCGUCAUGCUCAUCUUUGAGAGCCACAAGGGUUUCCGACCUUGGAUGUGGGUGUUCUCUCAGAUUCUCGAGUCCGUCUGCGUUCUCCCCCAGCUUCUCCUCCUUCGACAAACAACCGUCCCCACGGUUAUCGACUCCUUCUACCUCGUCGCUCUCGGUUCCUACCGCGCCCUCUACUGUGUCAACUGGUUCAUCCGCGAAUUCGAGAUCUCCGGCAAGAAGCCCAACACCGUCUCCGUCAUCUUCGGUAUUAUCCAGACUGCCCUGUACAUCGACUUUGCUUGGGUCUACUACACUCGCCAGCGCGUCAAGCUUCGAGGUGGCGGCAUUGUCGACGCCGACGAUAUGUCCCGUGGAUGGCUCCUCCGCCGAAUCUUUGGAAAGCGCUUCGAGAACAACGACGACGAUGAGGAGAGCGGCCCUGGUGCAUUUGAAGAUGAGCAGGGUGGCCGACGAGGAGCUCGUCCCAAGUGGGGAGCUCGUGGUAUCUCAGUCAGUGCCGAUGACGGCGUCCUUGAGCAGGACCGACACAACCGUGACCAGGACGAGUUCGGCGGUCCAGUCGACCCUGACGCCAAGAUGCAAGAUCCCGAUGAGCUUGCGCGAGCUCUCGACGACGAUGAUGAUGAGCAAACACCACUACGACCUGGACAAACAGAAGGCCAGCCCAGCGGUCUUCAAGGCGGCGAGGGCUGGCGGGACUAG